Bolinopsis microptera is the source of this 786-nucleotide messenger RNA. Its product is annotated as endonuclease V-like. Bases 1 to 786 code for a protein of 261 amino acids. The record is from RefSeq and is a predicted model, not a curated record. Lineage: Eukaryota; Metazoa; Ctenophora; Tentaculata; Lobata; Bolinopsidae. Gene Ontology annotation, cellular component: cytoplasm; nucleolus. Gene Ontology annotation, biological process: DNA repair. The transcript has a single exon. Gene Ontology annotation, molecular function: single-stranded RNA binding; RNA endonuclease activity producing 5'-phosphomonoesters, hydrolytic mechanism.
AUGCUAGAUAAUUGGGAAGGAUGGCAAAUUCUUGUCAUUUUCCUCCUACCCCUCAUCUUUCUCUUCCGACGAUCAAUAAAGAUACUAUACUUUGAUACUUAUCAGUUAAUUCUAAAACAAAGAGUGGAAUUCAAAGACAGAUACGAUGGUGAUAUCAAGUAUGUAGGUGGCAUUGACAUCUCCUUCAUCAAGAACGACAAUAUCAACGCGUGCAUCUCUCUAGCCGUCCUCGAUUUGGAUACCCUAGAAACAGUUUUCAGUCGCAACGAAAUGAUAAAAAUGACAUGUGACUACAUUCCGGGGUACCUCGCAUUCCGUGAAACGCCCCACAUAGCCCAAAUCCUCAAAACAGUGAAAACCCAAUUCCCGGGAUUCUACCCAGAUGUGCUGAUAGUGGACGGUAACGGCCGGUUGCACAAGAAAGAGUUUGGGUUGGCAUGCCAAACGGGGGUCACGUGUGAUAUACCAUGUAUUGGGGUCGCUAAAAACUUGUACCAAAUGGAGGGGUGCCUCAGAGAUGAUGACCACAAGAGUUCUAUCGACAAACUUAACUCCCCCGGGGAGAGAUUCGAGAUAAGGAAUGUGAAGAAUGUGGUGAUAGGGUGUGCUGUUAGAACAACAGCUGGCUCAACUAAACCUGUGUACGUGUCACAGGGACACAGAGUGUCACUGGAAACUGCAUGUCAUGUUGUGAUGAAGUGCUCCAGGUACAGGGUUCCUGAGCCGGUCAGGCUAGCGGAUAUCAUGUCUAGAGAUGUUCUGAGGCAGUUGCAAGUUAAUGGUUGA